Plasmodium yoelii is the source of this 8910-nucleotide messenger RNA. Its product is annotated as conserved Plasmodium protein, unknown function. The record is from RefSeq and is a predicted model, not a curated record. The transcript has a single exon. Gene Ontology annotation, cellular component: trans-Golgi network. NCBI's taxonomy places the organism in Eukaryota, Apicomplexa, Aconoidasida, Haemosporida, Plasmodiidae. Bases 1 to 8910 code for a protein of 2969 amino acids.
AUGAAUAAUAUAAAUUUGUGUGAUUUUGGGAAAGCUAAGGUUUAUUUGUGGAAGACAGAGAAUACAGAUGAAAAAAUUUUUUUAGAAAUUUCAAAUAAAAUUCGAAGCUUAUAUGAAAAAAUAAAUUAUGAUGAUUUAUUCCAUCAUCUGUAUAAUUAUAUAUCAUAUAUCAAUAACAGUAAUAACGAUUUAUUUUUGAGACAUGAAAUUCCUUCUUAUCAUACAAAUGGAUAUAAAAAUAAUCAGAAAAAAGAGGAUCAUAAUUUUUUUAAGAUAUUUAAAAACCCGAAUUAUGUAAAAAGAAAUGGAAACAUAUCAAUAAAUUAUAUUGAUUUUAUUGAAAAAAAUUUAGAAAUAAAUAAAAUAAAUUUUUUUGCAAAUAUAUUUAUAUCUAUUGGUGUGCAUGAAUUAAACGAUAAUGAUCUUGAACCAGAUAAGAAUAAAGAAGAAAACCAUGAUUUUAUUUCAGAACCAAUUCAAAAAAAAGAUAAUGUUAAUAAACAAAAUAACGAUCAAAAUAUAAAUCAAAUAAAUAACUUUUUAAAAAUACGAAAACAGAUUCUAAAAUUAAUUAAUUCAUAUAAUACGAUAUAUUUUAACAAUAGUUGUGUUUUUAUACAACGGGUUCUUGUUAUUCCAUCUUCAGAUAAAUAUGAUGAAUUUAUUAUGGACAAAAUUAUUGAAAUUAAUGAAAAUUUAUUAUAUGCCAAUAAUACUGAUGUUAUGCGCCCUUUUGAAAAUGGCUCAUUUAUCUUUUCUUCACAAAAUGGAAACCACCCCAUUCCUAAAACUGGUUCGUCUGACAAGGGCGGGGAAAGCGGAAAAAAUGGAAAAAAUGCCAAAACUAUGAAUACAAAAAACGUCUUUAACUUCCAAAUUAAUAAAAAUGUGCAGGUCGCUCGAGAUUCUCCUUACUAUGAGAAAGGAAAUUUAGAUGGCGAUUCAAACAACGACGUAAAACACGAUGUAAAAAAGGAUGUAAAAAAGGAUGUAAAAAAGGAUGUAAAAAAGGAUGCAAAACACGAUGCAAAACACGAUGCAAAACACGAUGCAAAACACGAUGCAAAACACGAUGCAAAACACGAUGCAAAACACGAUGUAAAAAACGAAUCCAAAACAAUUCCCGAUUUUGAACAUUUUGAAAAAAAACCAAAACCGGAAAAUUCAAUUUUUACUUCUCAAAUAGAUGUAAAAACAUCCUUUCCAAAAAUAAAGAAAAAAUACUCAUCUACUUUUCUAAAAAUCUUUAAUAAAAAUAUCGGAAAAGAGUAUAUGUCUCUAAAUGGUAGAUCUUCAUCUACAAGUUCAGAUAGUUGUGAGGAAGAGAACGUUUUUAUAGAUAGAAAGAACAAACAAGGAAACAGUGAUGGAAUCAUAGAUGUAGUAGAAUCAGAUGCUUCUAAAAUAAAACCGACUAUUGAAGAAUCACAUGGAUUUACCAAGGAUCAAAAUAAUCAAAACUGUUUAAAAAAAAACAAAGAGAAUAUCCCCAAUCAUAACAGUAAUGAGUGUAAAUCUAAUUCAGAUGCAAAUAUUGAAGAACAAAAAAGAAAAGGAAAACAAAUCACAGAAUCAAAAACUAAAAAAGAUAUAGAGUCAGAAGAAGAAUUUUCUUUUAUAUCUAAUAACAUACAUAAUUUCAAGAUCAUAAUUUUUCUUCCAUCUGUAAAAAAACAUUUUAGUAUACAAUAUAACAAAUUUUUACAAGCAGUAAUAUUGAACAUUUUUUAUAUUUUUAUAUUUUUUUUAUAUGAUUUAUUAACUAAAAAAAAUAUAUGGGAUUAUAUGGAUGUGUUCCUUGAAAAUUUAAAUUAUGAUGUCAUACAAAAUAGGAAAGAUAAAAAUGAAAAUAUAUUUAAUGAUAAAAAAAAAAGCAUAAAUAAAUUUAGUAUAACGAAUAAAAUGAAAAAAAUAAAUUAUUUUAAUAGUUAUUCUGGGGUAUAUAAAUAUAGCCAAGUACAGAGAUUAGCAAAUUUGAAAAAUGGCGUAGAAGCAAAUCAAGAAAAUGAACAAGUAGAAGCAGAUAAGGAAAAUGAACAAGUAGAUGCAGAUAAAGAAAAUGAACAAGUAGAAUAUACGCGAAUAAAUGGAAAAACAUAUGUUCUUCAUAACAAAAAAAAUAUAAAUAAAAAACAUACUCCACUUAAAAUUAGUUACUCUGUUAAUGAAGAAAUGAGCAUCUCUAAUAGUAACACUAUUUUUGGUAAUUUAAAAAAAUAUUAUUUUGAUAUAAUUGAAUCUACAACUUAUCAAACAAAUAAAAUGAUUCCUAAAGGUAGUGAUGAGAUGUACAGAAUACGUAAGUCUAAUACAUAUAAAGAAAAUUUUAUUUCAAAAAAAGAUAGUUUUUAUAAAAGAGAAUCAAAUGAAUCUGGAAAUUUACAUCUAAUACGAAAUAAAAAUGGAUUCAGAAACUCUAGUUACGAAAAUAACAAUUCCAAUAAUGUUUGUCAUUCUGAUGCAUGUGUUAUUGGUGAAAAUAGUGAACCCGAUUGUUCUGUAUGUUAUGAAGACGAUCAAAUAAGUUAUAAUAGUUUAGAAAAUUUGCAUACAGAUGUAAAAAAUGAGGAUAUACAACUUAGCGAGGCAGAACCCAAAUAUUUAGUUGGAAAACGGGUUCUAAUACAAAGUGGAGAAAUCGAAAAUUUUGCAGAAUAUGAAGAAAGCGAUGUGUGUGAAAUAGAUGAUGAUGAUGAUAAUGAUGAUAAUAACAUUUCAGAAGAAAACGAAAAUCUGAAUCCAAUAAGCAAUGAUAUUAUUUAUGAAAAAAAAAAUAAAAUCUUUGAAAUGGAUGAAAAUUAUAAAUAUAAAAUUAAAAAAAAAAAAGGAGAUAUAUUUUUAUUAUUAGGAAGCCCAUUAGAUUCAAUAGAAGAAUAUUUAAAAUGUUUCGAAAUUUGUAAAAUAAAAAAUGAUUAUUUAUAUCAAGGAAAUAUAUAUUUUUCUAUAUCUUUAUCUAUAUAUUUAUAUAUUAAACAGAAUUGGGGAAAUUUUUGUCGUAUAAAUAACAAUGAAAAUUAUUUUUUUCGUUUUCAUGAUAUAAUAGAAAAUUUAAUUUUAGAAACGUAUCAAAAAUUAUUACCAAACAAAUAUACUAAUUACACAAAUUUUUUUUUUGAUACAUCUUAUAGUGGAACCUUAGCAAAAGACCGUUUGUAUAAUAUUGGAAUAGGAACAUCUAACAAUAAUACUAGUAGUAAUAAUAAUAAUCAUCAUCAUAAUUUAAUUAGUGCAAAUUCUAUAAGUAGUGCUACAUCUAUUGGAAUCACUUCAUUUGUUACGAACCCAUCUCAUUCGGGUUCUAUUGCAUCUAACACAGGAGCAAAUAAUAAUAACUAUUAUUAUAAUAAUUAUCUAAACAAUUUUAAUCUGUAUUUAUAUGGUCAUGAACAAACAAAUCAUGAUGGACAAAAUAAUGUUAAAAAAAAUAUAAUCUCAUUUAUUAAUAUGUUAAAAGAAAAUGAUAAAAAUGUUGAAGGAAAAAAAAAUAAAAUAGAUAAAGAAAAUUAUCUUGAUUCUAAUUCAAAUCAUGUUUAUUAUUUUUUUAAUUUAGAAAUAAAACAUCAUAAUAUUUUACUUUAUUUAAUUGCUUUGAUAGAAUAUAAAUUGAAUCAAGCAUUAUUGUUUUUACAAAAAACAUCAUCACAUCUAAGUGAACAAAUAAAUACAUCUACAUCAACCGUUGUAAGUAGUGGAAUCAAAUCAUUGACAGCACAAGAACACUUUUGUGAUUAUUUAAUAUGUUUAUUAAAAUUUAUAAUUAUGAUUAAAAAAAAUGAAAAAAUUCAUAUAUUUUAUAUUAUAAAUAAAUAUUCUUAUAUUGCUGAAAGAUUUAUUCACAAUAUAUAUAUAAGAUACUAUAUCGAAUUAUUACUAAUUUAUAAACAUCUUGGAGCUUUUCGAAAAUUUGCUUUUACUGUAUAUAUGUUAUGUACAUACUUUUAUCAAAAUAAAAAAUAUUAUCUUGCUUUUUUUUUUCUCAAUAAUAUCCUUCCGUUUUAUAAUUUACCAAGCAUAUCCUCUUAUUCUUCUUACCAAAAAUAUAAACAAAUUAAUUUGUUCAAAAUAAACAAAAAUGAAGAUACAUCUACUUUUCAAAGUGGACAAAACUAUCAAAAAAUGUUAUCCAAUGAUCCCAAUUUUGAAAAUAAAGAAAAAAAUAUUCUCUAUCAGUAUAUUAAUAAUUUAUUAUUUAAAAAUAAAUACGACAAAUUUGUUAAUUUUCCAAUGCAUUGGCUUUAUAAAGAUCCACAGACUCGUAUUUCCAGUGAUUCUAGUGAUUCUAGCGGUUCUAGUGGUUCUAGCGAUUUUGGAAACAUUAAAUAUGAUAGAUGCAGGAGAAAUAAUGAAGCAGAAGGAGAGUCAAUAUGUGAAAUAAGUAAAAGUGAUGGAGAAAAUAAUAAAGUGAUAAAAGAAAAAUCGGAUGAAAGAGAAAAAUAUAUUUCUCAAGAGAUGUGUAGUAAUAGAUGUGAAAAUAUUCAUAAACAAUAUAUUUCAUUAUAUUAUUUAAAAGGUUGUGGAUACACAUAUAGUUUAGAUAAUUUAUUUAAUUUUUGUUCGAAAGAUAUUAGUAGUAAAAGUAUAAUGCAUCUACAUAAACAUAUAAAUAAAUUAAAAUUUGUGAUAAAAAAAAAAAAAUAUAAUAAUACAAUUCAUUAUAGUAUUCUUUAUUUUUUAUCACAAAUUUUAAAAAAUAUGGAAUAUGAAAAAGAAUAUGUUUUUGCAAAUCUUUUAUUUCUUCUAUUUUUAAACAAAUAUUUAUCUAAACAGAUGCAAAAAGAGACACUAAAUAAUAUAUAUGAAAUAUUGAAUAAAAAAAAACAUUAUAUAUCUUUCCCACCCUUUAUAACCUUACUAUUAGAUGAUAAAAGAAAAAAAAAAAAUAUAAAAUAUUUAAAAAAACUUUAUAAGGAUAGUUAUGGAAAAGAAUCGAUAGAUAAUAAUGAUGAUUCUAAAUUAGAUUAUAGCUCAGAAAGCUUACCUGAAAAUUAUAAAUAUAAUUCAUCUGGGUUUUAUCUUCUUUCGGAUUCUAACGAUAUAGAUGAUAACUUAUUUCAAACAGAUUCUUCAAUAUCAAAUGCAUCUAUAAAAAUUGCAUCUAUUUCAAAAGAACCAGAUGUAAGAAAAUCUAUUUCGAAGAAAGGAACACAAGGAAAUGUGGCUGGAAACGUGGCUGGAAACGUGGGUGGAGAUGCGGAUGGAAAUGUGUAUAGAAAUAGUGAGCAUAUUUCCAAAAAUAAAUUGCAUUUUCUAAGUGGGUUCACAGAAGGUAGAUGUGCACCUCUUCCAAUAUUAAAAAAUAUCCAAUAUCCCAAAACAGGGAAUAAUAAUGAAAAAAUAUAUAAAAAAAUUAAACCAGUAAAUAUAAAAAAUGAAAAUAAAAAAGAUAAAGAUAUAUUUAAAUAUAACCCGUUUAACGAAAAAGAAAAAAAUAUAAAAAUCCAAAAUAUUUGUUCUACUAAUGAAUUAAAGAAUAUAAUAGUAACUCUAAAGAACCCAUUAGAUGUUGAUAUAGUUUUAAAUAAUUUAAUUUUAAUAUCGUCAGGAGUAUCUAUAGAAAAUUAUCCAACUAGCGUUAUAUUAUUAUCAAAAAAAAAAAAAAAAAAUACAAAUGUUAGCUUAUCAUUUAAAGCUAAAGAACCUGGAAUGUUAUAUAUCCUUGGAAUUUCUUAUUAUAUAAAUUAUUUACAUUUUGAACAAUAUUUUUUAUAUGAUACUAAUCUUCUUUAUAAAUAUAUUAUGACCAAUUCAGACACAAACACUUUAUCAGAAUUUUCCAAAACGGGCGAUUCAUUUUCAAUGCAAUUUAGGAUGGAAAAGGGGUGCAAUCAAAAUGGGGAAAAUAGCAAACAUAUACAAAAUGGGGGAAGUAGCAAAAAUGGAGGAAAAAAAAAACUACUAAUUGGAAACGUUUUAAAUAUGUCAAGUGUAUUCCAAGUUUUUGUUAUUAAUAAAUAUGUCCAUCUUGAAUCUGAAAUAAAAUUUGUUAAUUUUGGAAAAUAUAUAAACAUAGAAUCAUUAAUAAAUGAUAAAGAAUACAUAAACAAUUAUUAUAGAGUACCAUUAAUUGAAAAAAAGAAAAAUAAACAAGAUGAAAUGUUAAAUAGUAUAAAUAAGAAUACAGAUGUAGAUACAUCUCCAGUAAAAACAAUAAUAGAUAACGAAAAUAAAGAAUUUUCUGAAAGAAAAUAUAAAGUUAGUGUAGUAGAUGCAGAACAUACUACUAUAAAUCAAAAUAGAGAAAUAUACAAAAAUCAAUUUGUAUAUAGUAAUGAAAAUAGUCCAUGUAGCUAUUCUAACAAUAUAGAAUGUUUAUCUAUUUCAUCGUCUUAUAUUACAGAUGAAAGUGAAAGGUCUUAUCAACGUUAUUUUUUAAAUCCUAUAGAAGAAGAUAGAACCCGAAAAUUACCCUUAUGGAAUUCUAAGGAUAUUGAAAUAAACGGAAAAAAUAGACAAGAUUUAGAAAAUAAUAGUUUUUAUACUAAUAAAAAAAAUAGCUAUCAAAACAGUGAAGAAGAAUCAAGUAUGAACAUUUCAAACUUCCCUAUAUCAUUUAACCAAUAUAGAAUUGAAAGAAAAAAAAAAUCAAUAAGUUUUGAAAAUGAUAAUGAUAAUAUAUAUUUUUCUAGUGACCCAAGAUAUGAAGAAAUAUUAGAAGGUGAAAUAAAAUUUUUAUGUUUAGUUUGUGAAAAUACAAGUAAUAUAGAUGUAAAUUAUAUAAAUGUUAAGGUAAAAUAUAAAAAUAAAUUAAUUGGGAAUCAUUUUAUAAAAUUCUAUUUUGAUAAAUCUUUUUAUAUAAAAAAAGAACAAAUAGAAUCAUAUAAUAAUCAAAAAUAUAAAGAUAAUUACCAACCAAGUUUUAAUGAAAAUAUAUUUUUUUGUCAUAAUAAAGGAAAAAAAUUAAAAGUUAAAAAAAACCAUACUUUAUAUAUACCUAUUAAAUGUAUAGGUUCAAUAUUAAUAAAUGAAUGUGAUGUUCAUAUAAUUUAUUCAAGUUUUAAAAAUUGUUCAUAUUAUUCUAUUAAAAAAUUGAAACUAAAAUUAAAUGUUAAAAGAAAUAUAUAUAUCGAAAGUAUUUUAUAUUUUCCAUAUGUUAGUUUUAAUUGGGAUAAAAUAUUGACUAAAAUUCUAAACUCAGAUUAUUAUAGAGAAUAUGCAAUAAAUAAGUUAGGAACCAUAAAAAAAAACAAUGAAUCAAUAACAAAUUCAAGCUCAGAUUCACAAAGUUGUUAUGAUAUAUCUAUAAUGCAAAAUAAUAAUGAGGAACCAGAUGAUACGAUUUAUCAAAAUGCCAAAAAUAAAAUUAUUAAAAAUACGAAAACACACGUGCAUCUAAAUAAUCAAGCUUUUAUAACAAAUGCCAAACAUGAUCUCAAAAAUGUAUUAAAUGAAGAUGCAAAUAAAAAUGAAGAUGAAAAUAAAAAUUUGGACUCUAUGAGAUGCACUCACGAUAAUAAUAGUGAUUGCCUAAGUGAUUCUACUACAACGAAACAGUAUCAAUAUACUUCGAAUGAAAAUUUAACUUUUUCUGAUAUAAAUAGUGAAUCGUCAGCUAGCCAUUUUGAAAAAAAAAAAAAAAAAAAAAAAUAUAGGAACAAAAAUCAGGAAAAUAAUAAAUUACUAGAAAAUUAUAAUCAACUUAAUAAAAUAAUUCACACAAAAAAAAGUGACUUAAAUAUAUGUACUGAUAAUAAAUAUAUAUUUUUAGAAAUAUAUAUAAAAAAUGAUAGUGGAUAUGUUAAUUAUUGUAAAAGUAAAAAAUUAAAAAGAAGACCAACAUGUGUUGUUGAUAAAGAUAAUCAUCCAAAUAAAUGGAUUAUAUGGAUUAAAAGAUUAAAAAGAAAAAAAAAUAUUAUAUUUAAAAAAAAAGAAGAUAUAAUAAAAUAUUUUCUACUAUACAUAGAUUAUUAUGUUUCUCUAACUUAUUCAAGACAUAAAAAAAUGGGAAUACUAAGUAGUUACAGUUCAUAUUUAAAUAAUAUUUAUAUAAAUAAAAAAAAAAUAGAAGAUUUCUUUUUAAAUUUUAAAUCUGAUACUUAUCAAAAUGAAACUAUUCAAUCACAUAAAGAAACUACAUUAUCUAAAAUAGAUACAAAUAAUGUAGAUUUGUAUUCUGUCUGUCAAAAUUAUAGAUCACUAAAUUCUAUGAAAAAACGACAACAAUUUCAUGAUACUAAUAAUACGAUAGAUUCUAUCGAGGCUGACAAAGAAUUAGAAAAUAAAUGGGAAAACUAUUCCCAAACAAAUAAAAAGUUAUCGUUUCAUAAUAUUGGGAAAUAUUUACAAAAUUCAAAUGGAUAUAAUUGUUAUUAUAUAGAAGAUGAAAAAUCUGAGUUAUCAACAAACAAACAUAAAUUGUUUGAAAAUAAUUGGGUGAAUAAUUUAUUUUAUCCAUAUGUAUUAUUAGAACCAGAAUUUCAGAAUUGUAAAAAAAAAAAUAGUGUUAUUAUUCCAAGUUGUUCAAAAACACUAAAUUUUACAAAUAUAAAUAAAAUAGGAAUUAGAAAAAAUUAUUUUGAAACAGCUGUAAACGAGUUUUUUUUAAUAAAAAUUUGGAUAAGGAAUAUGUCCUCUGUUGAUCUUGGGAAAUAUACACUUUUUAUAUUUCCAUCAAAUUUAAAUUGUAUAAAAAUAAUUGGUACUUUGAAUAAAAAUGGAUAUCUUACUAGAUGUGAAAAUACCAAAGAAUGCAAAAAAACGAAUUGUGUAGAAACUGAAAAUGUGGAACAAAUUUCAAAUCAAACAAAACACCACAAGCAUAGACAAAAACGCAGAUCAAAUGUUUCCCUUUUACAUUCAUUAAAUGCUUAUUCCUUGUUUCCUGGAAAAGUUUUUUUUUACAUAGCCAUUUAUUUUCAUAAUUUUCACACACUACUAUUUCACCAUGAGCCAAUUCUCGUUACUAUCGUGUAG